Molecule: messenger RNA, 288 nt
Organism: Ostreococcus lucimarinus CCE9901
Lineage: Eukaryota; Viridiplantae; Chlorophyta; Mamiellophyceae; Mamiellales; Bathycoccaceae
Exons: 1
Biological process (GO): mitochondrial translation
Cellular component (GO): mitochondrial large ribosomal subunit; mitochondrial ribosome
Molecular function (GO): structural constituent of ribosome
Source: RefSeq, a predicted model, not a curated record
AACAGAGACGAAAAAACCUUCGUCGGUCGCGAGUGGCUCGCGAGCGACCUGCGGAACAAGUCGUACGAGGACCUGCACGAGCUGUGGUACGUGCUGCUCAAGGAGCGAAACAUGCUGCUGACGGAACGAUACCUGGCGAGAACGAAUCGCGAACCCAUGCGAGCGCCGCAGAGGAUGACCAAGGUGAGAAAGAGCAUGGCGAGGAUUAAACUCGUGCUCACGGAGCGGGCGAGAGAGGAAGCGGGAGGAGAUCCGCAAAAGUUAUUCGAGAUGAUGCGUUUGAUAAAC